Molecule: messenger RNA, 1292 nt
Organism: Glycine soja
Lineage: Eukaryota; Viridiplantae; Streptophyta; Magnoliopsida; Fabales; Fabaceae
Product: methylsterol monooxygenase 2-2
Exons: 7
Coding region: 124-939 (271 amino acids)
Biological process (GO): sterol biosynthetic process; 4-alpha-methyl-delta7-sterol oxidation
Molecular function (GO): C-4 methylsterol oxidase activity; iron ion binding
Source: RefSeq, a predicted model, not a curated record
GGUACUGCGGCUUCUUUGGCUUUACCUCUGAUUCUCAUAUAUACACAUCACACAAUACACAGUCACACAAUACAACUCAACUCUAAAUCCACUUCCCCACUCUCUCUCCUCUUUCCAUCGUCCAUGGCCUCACUCAUCGAAUCUGGCUGGCAGUACUUGAUCACACAUUUCAGUGAUUUUCAACUGGCGUGUUUGGGAAGUUUCUUUCUACAUGAAGGUGUUUUCUUCUUGUCUGGACUUCCCUUCAUAUGGCUUGAGAGGGCAGGGUGGAUGAGCAAGUACAAAAUUCAGGCCAAAAAUAACACCCCUGCUGCUCAGGAGAAAUGUAUUGUUCGCCUGUUGCUUUACCAUUUUGGUGUCAAUCUACCUGUUAUGGUUUUUUCAUAUCCCGUCUUCAGAUACAUGGGCAUGCGGAGUAGUUUUCCCCUACCGUCCUGGAAAGUAGUUCUAAUUCAAAUAAUCUUUUACUUCAUUUUGGAGGACUUUAUAUUCUACUGGGGACAUAGAAUACUGCACACAAAAUGGCUAUACAAGCAUGUGCACAGUGUUCAUCAUGAGUAUGCUACACCGUUUGGUCUUACUUCUGAAUAUGCUCAUCCUGCUGAGAUACUUUUCCUUGGGUUUGCUACCAUUUUUGGUCCCGCCAUUACUGGGCCCCACUUGAUAACUCUCUGGUUAUGGAUGGUUCUGAGAGUCCUAGAGACAGUUGAGGCUCACUGUGGUUACCAUUUCCCAUGGAGUCUUUCGAACUUCCUUCCAUUGUAUGGAGGAGCUGAUUUCCACGACUAUCAUCACCGUUUAUUGUACACCAAGUCUGGGAACUAUUCAUCAACUUUUACUUACAUGGACCGGAUAUUUGGGACUGAUAUAGGCUACAGAAAGUUGAAAGCAUUGAAGAGCAUAGGAGUUGAAGACAAUAGUGAACAAAAGAAACAAUAAGAACAAGUUUUUGGGAAUAUCCAGGAAUGAUUAGAGAGUUGAUAUGCAACUUGAGGGUAUAUUUGAAAAAUUUCCUAUCAACUCCUUAUGUGUUCUUGUGUUUGUGUAGUGGCCGGUGUUGUCUACAAUGUGCUGAUGGCUGUUUCUGGACAUUCAUGCCCUGUUAAUUAGAAAAACUUCAUUAGUGACAGUGAUUUCAAUUUUUGGAUGUUUACCUUUGCUGAUCUAAUAUUCUUGAUAAUACCCUGUUUUUUCCUUGUUGCGCGUGAAUGUUAUUUGUUUGAUGAUAAAAUCAUUUGAAUUGUAUGGAGCCAAAUGACAGUUGUGAUUGAAUUGGAACUUAUUUUUAAGUA